AUGCCAUUAGCUGCUUUAACACCUGUAUUAAAUGAUUUGCUUCAUCAAAGAGACACCGAAUCCAUGUCAAAUCAACGAAGUCAACCUUUGCAACAGUCGACGAUUUCAUCAAAUGAUUCAUUCGAAACAAAAGAAUACCUGUGCAAAGGUACUGCUGGUGGCUUUUCGGCUGGUAUUGCCAAUCCAUCAGCAUCGCCGUCGUCGUCUUUAUGUAUCGAAGAUCAAAAUUCUCACGUAACUAAAACAAUCAAAUUCGUGAAGAAUGAAAAUUCCCUAAAAAGAGAAGAUUCAUUUUUGCGAAGAUUCUCUGUUCACUAUGGUUAUCGUGGAUUCGGAACAAUGGUAUCGUCCAAGCGAAAUCUACGAACAAAUAUUGAAAAAGAUGAGCCAAUUAAAUCCCGUUAUCUAUUUAUUCGUCGAAUUUUACGCUCAUGCAAUUAUUUUGUUAUAUCUACAGAUGAAUCAUUUUUAUUUUAUUGGUUGAUUCUACUGAACAUAUUUGUAUUAUACAAUCUGUGGAUUCCAAUUGCGCGGCAAGCAUUCGAACCAUUGCAAAGAGAUUAUGCCGAUCUUUGGAAAUUUGUCGACUAUCUUGCUGAUACGAUAUAUCUUCUCGAUAUCGGUAUCCAAUUUCGAACUGGUUAUUUACAACAAGGUUUACUUGUUUACGAUCAUUAUAAAUUAGCAAUGCAUUAUAUUCGUUCUUCUCGCUUUAUUUGCGACAUUGUAUCAUUAACGCCGUUGGAAUUAUUACAAACGAAGUUCGGUCCCAUACCAAUUCUUCGUUUUCCGCGAUUUUUAAAGAUAUAUCGAACGUUUCAAUUCUACUAUCUUCAAGAGUCUCGCACUGUCUAUCCAAAUACCUAUCGUGUUCUUAAUUUAUUUCAUAUACUUCUCCUGCUUGGCCAUUGGUUAGCUGCAUUUUAUUUCAUGGUAUCAAAAGCAGAAGGUUUUGUUGGAUACUGGUCCUAUCCAAAGCCUGUUGGAAAUUUUUCGCAACUAGCGAAAAUGUAUUUACGCUGUCUGUAUUGGUCAACAUUAACUUUAACAACAAUCGGUGAUUUACCACCACCAGAAACCAACUGGCAAUGGUUGAAAAAUUUCACGAACAAACGUUACGCUUUUUUAAUAAGCGUUCACUUGUUCGCCGUUUUUGUCAUAGCUAUCAUCGUGGGACAAGUUGGCAAUGUUAUCGCAAAUCGUAAUGCUAGUCGUUUAGAAUUCGAGCGCUUAUUGGAUGGUGCCAAGCAAUAUAUGCGUUCGCAUAAUGUUCCACCUGAGAUGCAACGGCGUGUUCAACGUUGGUAUGAUUAUUCAUGGUCACGUGGGCGUAUGUCUGGUGCUGGCGAUGUUCAUUCAAUAAAACUUCUUCCAGAUAAACUCAAAACUGAAUUAGCACUUCACGUUAAUUUAGGAACAUUAAAAAAGGUAACUAUAUUCCAAGAGUGCCAACCUGAAUUCCUUCAUGAUCUGGUUCUGAAAAUGCGCGCUUACAUUUUCACACCUGGUGAUAUAAUUUGUCGGAAAGGUGAAGUAGCGCGUGAAAUGUUCAUUAUAGCUGAUGGUGUUCUAGAAGUAGUCAACGAAAAAAAUGAAGUAUUGACUCGUAUGGGCGCAGGCGACUUUUUUGGCGAGAUCGGUAUAUUGAACAUCGAUGGUGCUAAUCGACGAACUGCCGAUGUGCGAAGUGUUGGUUAUUCGGAAUUGUUUUCUUUAUCGAAAGAAGAUGUGUUAGAAGGUUGUCGAGAUUAUCCAGAAGCUGAGCGUAAAUUAUACGAAUAUGCACAAAACCGACUUGAACUUGAAAAGUCGAAGAAGGAAGCGGAGGCAGCCGCAGCAGAGAGAAUGAGAAAUCCUCUUCACACAUUGACAUCAAUUGCAUCCUGCUUAACACAGAACCGGAUAUCAACGACAUCACCAAAUGUAGCACAAACGAAUGCGCCCAACACUAAUGACGAGAACGGAAACGAAAUAGUUACUGCAGAACCCGCACUAUCACCUCAUACUUAUCGAAAAGGAACAGCAGGAGUCCGAGCGAAAUUACAAUCUAAAUACAGCACAACGCGUGCACAAAAUUCAAUCUGUGAUAAUCAAGAGAAAUCUUCAGAAUCACAAUGUCCGACGACAGAAAACCCUUUAAUUCGAUCCUUACGCAUUCAUUCAACAGAUCUAAUGAGUAAUAUUGAAUCUGUUAUCAAUAAUCAGCUGGUGAGUUUUUCACAUGAUGAAUUGCUCGUAUGUAUAAUGUUUUUUGCACUUUCAAAAGAAAUCAGUGGAACAGAAAUAUCGUGA
Messenger RNA from Adineta ricciae, 2292 nucleotides. The record is from the annotation of a GenBank genome assembly. NCBI's taxonomy places the organism in Eukaryota, Metazoa, Rotifera, Eurotatoria, Adinetida, Adinetidae.